This is a messenger RNA of Drechmeria coniospora, 1458 nucleotides long. RefSeq names its product siderophore biosynthesis protein. Gene Ontology annotation, biological process: calcium import into the mitochondrion; mitochondrial calcium ion homeostasis. Gene Ontology annotation, cellular component: mitochondrial inner membrane; uniplex complex. Gene Ontology annotation, molecular function: uniporter activity; calcium channel activity. The transcript has 2 exons. The coding region runs from base 1 to 1458 and encodes 485 amino acids. The record is from RefSeq and is a predicted model, not a curated record. Lineage: Eukaryota; Fungi; Ascomycota; Sordariomycetes; Hypocreales; Ophiocordycipitaceae.
AUGAGCCAUGCAGCUCGACGGGCAACGCAGCGUCUUGCCCAGCAGGCACGAAGCUGGUCAGGCAGGCCAUCCGCGGCCCUCAGUCCGGGCUCGUGUACGUCCACCACGAGGUUGGGAGGUCGGCACGCCGCCAGCAGGAUGACAAGGAAGGCGCCGGACGGGGAGGAGCGCCAGACGACGCCGGAGAGCGCCCGGAGAAGCGUCAAGAACCGGCCUUGCAUGCGGGAGCGGAGUAAUGCACUCCUCAAGGCGACGGCCAACGACCCGACGGGUGGCGAUGAGACGCACGGACGGCUCCUGACGACGCCGACCCGAUUGCUCAAGCUGAUUCUCCCGAUACCCUUCCACCCCGAGCCAGAGCACAUCGAGGCGAGCUCUGAGGGGCGAAAGGAGUGGGGUGACAAGGCCGUCGAGCCGUUGGCCCUCCUGAUUCAUCCGAACCAGCCGUUGUCGUACCUCGAGCGGCUCAUUCAAGCCGAGAUGCCGCCGAUGCGGGUGCGUGGCCGAGAGAAGCUCCCGGAAAUUGUCUUCCGCGCCGAGGGAGAGCGCAAGAAGGGCACAGAGCGUCCGAUCGAUGACGGUCGAGGGGGCGCCCAUGUCGCCGCCCACUCGGGCCUCGGAUGUCAAGGUCCGGCGAGACGCGACACAACAUGGGUACGGUGGAGCGGCAGCACCGAGGUGGGCGACUUCAUCCGCGACGCCGCCCGCCGUCGCGAGUUUGCCGUGGCCAUCGAGGGCCAUCCCCGGGCGUUGCGGGUGGCGGUGCCGAGCUUCGAGGAUCGCACGCACUACAUGCGGCUCCGUCUGCGGACCAUGUCGCGGCAGGUCGAGGUCAUGGCGGGCGUCAAGAAGGAGUGCGACGAGCUCGCCCACAAGGGCGCUCACCGUCUCGCCGAGGGCGGCUUCGUGCUCCUGUCGUCCUGGUGGGGCGUCGUCUACUACGUCACCUUUCACACCGACAUGGGCUGGGACCUCGUCGAGCCCGUGACGUACCUCGCCGGCUUGGCCUCCAUCAUGGGCGGAUACCUCUGGUUCCUCUUCAUCAGCCGGGACCUCAGCUACAAGGCGGCCAUGAAGCUGACGGUGACGAAGCGGCAGAAGGCCCUCUACCAGGAGCGAGGCUUCGACCCGCAACGGUGGGAGCAGGCGACGCACGAGGCCAACCUGCUUCGAAGGGAGAUACGAACCGUGGCCACCGAGUACGACGUCGCGUGGGACGAGAUGAAGGACCUCGGCGGCGAGAGGAUCAAGGAUGCGCUGGAGCGGGAGAGGAAAGGGAGGAAGGGCGAGGAGAAGGAGGGCGAGGAGAAGGAGGGCGAGGGGAAGGAGGGCGAGGGGAAGGAGGGCGAGGAGAAGGAGGGCGGGAAGGAGGACGAGAGGAGGGGCGACAAUGAGGGGGCAGAGGAAGCAAUGGCAGGGGAGACGUCCCCGACCGAGAAGAAAACCGUGUCGAGGUAA